Cavia porcellus (domestic guinea pig) is the source of this 6407-nucleotide messenger RNA. It is a transcript of the gene Bicd2, whose product is annotated as BICD cargo adaptor 2. Lineage: Eukaryota; Metazoa; Chordata; Mammalia; Rodentia; Caviidae. The coding region runs from base 133 to 2703 and encodes 856 amino acids. The record is from RefSeq and is a predicted model, not a curated record. The transcript is spliced from 7 exons. Gene Ontology annotation, biological process: microtubule-based movement; retrograde vesicle-mediated transport, Golgi to endoplasmic reticulum; protein localization to Golgi apparatus. Gene Ontology annotation, molecular function: dynein complex binding; cytoskeletal adaptor activity; dynein light intermediate chain binding.
CCCAGUGUGCCCCGCGCGCGGCGGGGCGAAGCAGUGAGGCGGCGCGGGCGGCCGUCGGGGUUGGGCGGCGGCGACUGAGGAAGGCCUGCUAGAUAGAGCUUCGGUGGGAGCCGACCUCGGCGCGCGGCCACCAUGUCGGCGCCGUCGGAGGAGGAAGAGUACGCGCGGCUGGUGAUGGAGGCGCAGCCUGAGUGGCUGCGCGCCGAGGUGAAGCGGCUGUCUCACGAGCUGGCCGAGACCACGCGCGAGAAGAUCCAAGCGGCCGAGUACGGGCUGGCGGUGCUCGAGGAGAAGCACCAGCUCAAGCUGCAGUUCGAGGAGCUCGAGGUGGACUACGAGGCCAUCCGCGGCGAGAUGGAGCAGCUCAAAGAGGCAUUCGGGCAGGCACACACGAAUCACAAGAAAGUAGCCGCGGAUGGUGAGAGCCGGGAGGAGAGUCUGAUCCAGGAGUCAGCCUCCAAGGAACAGUACUAUGUGCGGAAGGUGCUGGAGCUGCAGACAGAGCUGAAGCAGCUGCGCAACGUCCUCACCAACACGCAGUCCGAGAACGAGCGCCUCACGUCAGUAGCCCAGGAGUUGAAGGAGAUCAAUCAGAAUGUGGAGAUCCAGCGGGGCCGCCUGCGUGAUGACAUCAAGGAAUACAAGUUCCGGGAGGCCCGGCUGCUGCAGGACUACUCAGAGCUGGAGGAGGAGAACAUCAGCCUGCAGAAGCAGGUGUCUGUGCUCAGGCAGAACCAGGUGGAAUUUGAGGGCCUCAAACAUGAGAUCAAGCGCCUGGAGGAGGAGACUGAGUACCUUAACAGCCAGCUGGAGGAUGCUAUCCGGCUUAAGGAGAUCUCGGAGCGGCAGCUGGAGGAGGCACUGGAGACACUGAAGACAGAGCGAGAGCAGAAGAACAGUCUGCGGAAGGAGCUGUCGCACUACAUGAGCAUUAACGACUCCUUCUACACCAGCCACUUGCAGGUCUCCCUGGAUGGCCUCAAGUUCAGUGAUGACACCACUGCUGAGCCCAAUAACGAUGCUGAGGCUCUAGUUAAUGGAUUUGAGCAUGGUAGCUUAGCCAAGCCCCUGCCGGACAAUAAGACAUCCACACCCAGGAAGGACAGCCUGGUGCCCCCCUCUCCCAGCCUUGUUUCCGAUCUGCUCAGUGAGCUUCACAUCUCUGAGAUCCAGAAGCUGAAGCAGCAGCUGGUGCAGAUGGAGCGGGAGAAGACAGGCUUGCUGGCAACACUGCAGGACACACAGAAGCAGCUGGAACAGGCGCGGGGAGCUCUCUCAGAGCAGGAUGAGAAGGUGAGCCGCCUUACAGAGAAUCUGAGUGCACUGCGGCGCCUGCAGGCUGGCAAAGAGCGGCAGACUGCCCUGGACAACGAAAAGGACCGAGACAGCCACGAAGAUGGUGACUACUACGAGGUGGAUAUCAAUGGGCCCGAGAUCCUGGCAUGCAAGUACCACGUGGCUGUGACAGAGGCCGGCGAGCUGCGGGAGCAGCUUAAGGCACUGCAGAGCACACAUGAAGCUCAGGAGGCCCAGCAUGCAGAGGAGAAGGUUCGUUACGAGGCCGAGGCCCAGGCGCUCUCUGAGAAGGUGUCCCUGCUGGAAAAGGCCAGCUGCCAGGACCGUGAUUUGCUAGUCCAUCUGGAAAAAGAGCUGAAGAAGGUGAGUGAUGUGGCUGGUGAGACCCAGGGCAGCCUGAGUGUGGCCCAAGAUGAGCUAGUGACCUUCAGCGAGGAGCUGGCCAACCUCUACCACCAUGUGUGCAUGUGCAACAAUGAGACACCCAACCGUGUCAUGCUGGACUACUACCGGGAAGGCCAAGGUAGGGCUGGGCGCAUCAGCCCUGGGGGCCGCACCAGCCCUGAGGGUCGUGGCCGCCGCUCACCCAUUCUGCUGCCCAAGGGGCUGCUGGCCACAGAUGCAGGCCGGUCAGAUGGUGUUGCUGGGGACAGCAGCCCCUCCCCCAGCUCUUCGCUGCCAUCACCUCUGAGUGACCCCCGCCGGGAGCCCAUGAACAUCUACAACCUGAUUGCAAUCAUCCGCGACCAGAUCAAGCACUUGCAGGCAGCUGUGGACCGAACAACAGAGCUCUCCCGGCAACGCAUUGCCUCCCAGGAGCUGGGCCCAGCUGUGGACAAGGACAAGGAGGCACUCAUGGAAGAGAUCCUCAAGCUGAAGUCGCUGCUUAGCACCAAGCGGGAGCAGAUCACCACUCUGCGCACUGUGCUCAAAGCCAACAAGCAGACGGCUGAAGUGGCCCUCGCCAACCUGAAGAGCAAGUACGAAAAUGAGAAGGCCAUGGUGACUGAGACCAUGAUGAAGCUGCGCAACGAGCUCAAGGCCCUCAAGGAGGAUGCAGCCACCUUCUCCUCUCUGCGCGCCAUGUUUGCCACCAGGUGUGAUGAGUACAUCACACAGCUGGAUGAGAUGCAGCGGCAGCUGGCGGCUGCUGAGGAUGAGAAGAAGACACUUAACUCCCUGCUGCGAAUGGCCAUCCAGCAGAAGCUAGCACUGACCCAGCGGCUGGAGCUGCUUGAGCUGGACCAUGAGCAGACCCGGCGGGGCCGCACCAAGGCUGCCCCCAAAGCCAAGCCAGCCACCCCGAGCGUAAGUCACACCUGUGCCUGCGCAAACGACAGGGCCGAGGGCACCGGGCUCGCCAACCAGGUGUUCUGCAGCGAGAAGCACAGCAUUUACUGUGAUUAGGGUUGUGGGGCGCCGCAUGCCACAGCUAACGUCUGCUUCACUUCAACUAACCCCGCAGCGGUGGGACAGUGGUGCUAGGCCAGUCUUAACGUGACUAAUGCACGGAGAGCAGGAUUCUAGCUGAGUGGCAGCGCGGGGCAUGGCUGUCACCAGGACGCUCCUGUGAGUUUGUGCCGCUUCCUACUCCAGUUCCCUCAGGAGCACUGGGUUAGUUGCUAUCUUACAGGUUCAGAGGUAGGGAUGGAGCUGUGUACCCUGGUGGAAGCCAGAUGUGUGGAAGUGUCUCCUAGGGGUCCCGGACACCUUAGGGAGAGAGUCCUGUCCCACUCCCUCAGCGCCCACAGAGGGACAGAACCUGAGUUGGAAGUUGCAUGUUCCUUGUAUGUGUGUAAUGUCAGCACCUGCAAGCAGUUCUAGGAGGUUCCAGUGUACGCCACAGGCCGAGCCUCAGUGGGCGACUCUGUGGUUAGCAGGGUUCCAUGGAAAGUUAUGUUUAGUUUGUGCAGGAUCUCACUACAGGUCCCAUCCAGGGCAAAAGUGCAGGAUUUCAUCCUUAAACCUAGACAAGAGUGGUCCUGAGCACCUGCAUUCUGCAAAUGAGACUCACACACCCUGCAGCCCAGAAGAGCAGAGCUCAACAGCCCCAAGGUCUUGUUUCUGAGAUCUGCAUGCUGGCCUGCUGGCCUGCAAGGUGACAAACUGGCAGGCCGGAGGCCAAGGGCUUCCUCCUUUAAAGAGAAAAGUGUUCCAAGUGCCUGGCCAGACCUUCUGUAUUGGGGUAAAUUAGCCACCUGUUUUUGGGCCUUGCUCUCAAGUGCUUUAGGCCCGAAGAAGCAGGGUGUGGAGAGUCACAGCCUGAAGUCUGAGUGGCCAGUGGACUUGGCUGGUCACACACAGUGGUAGCAAAGCCGAGCCCACACUGAGAGGGUGUGGCCAAGGCCCAAGGCUGGUUCCCAGACUUGGCAGGAUAUGGGUGGUUCUCCAGUUCAGUUUGGGGGUGCCAACAGAAAGCAGAAAGUCAGCUAAGGGCUCCCCUGGUUCUCAGAGGCUUCAUCCACACCAGAGCUGGGGCACUGGCUAUCUGAAGCAGAGCCCUUCUUAGUGUUUCCCUCCUGGUUUCCCAGGGAGCAGCAGGCCUGAGGCUGCCUUCUGCUCUCCUGACAGCUGCUUGUCUGCCUCCUUCUAGAAACAGGGUUGGUGCCGUUACACCACACAGGGCUGGCCGUGUUGUCCCCCACACAGCUGUCUGUCCCACUGUUUCCGUUGGUGCCGAAGGUGACUUGGUCUUCUGCAGAUUUUAGGCAAUGCAUGGUACAGAACAGUAGGAACGUAGGAUAGGACAUGGGUGUGCCCUGCACAUCCAUCCUGGGGAUGGCUGCCUGCAUGCCUGCCCCCCGCCUUGCUCUCUCUUCACCAGGCCAGCACGCAGCUUCUCUUGUACCUGUAGGGGGCUUUGCGGUCCCUCAGAGCCACCGGCCCCCCUAACACACAUGCAGGUCUCCUCUGCCAACUAACCGGCUCACACACUCCCAGCACGAUGAGAACUUAGUUGUCAAGUGAGCAGGAGGCAACAGGUGGCCCUUUUCUAAUGCUGUCUUGUUUUCUCCCAUUUUCAGCUGUAGAGUAGCUGCUGGGAGGAAGUGGCCACCCGGCCCUGUCACACUGCAGUCCCCCCCUCCCCUCCCGUGGCCCAGGCAAAGGAAGGAAGGGUAACCUAAAGUCCACUUAGAAAUGUUUUGGAUAUAUCACUGCAAUUUUUUUCCAAUAGUACACCCCAAGUUUUUACUGGGAGGGGAAAAAGCUUUAAUACAGAAUGCCGUGAGCGCUGCUUGGAAAGGCCUCUGUAGGGCCGAAGAACCUGCUUCCCAGCCACCACCAGGCUCACUAGGAGCCCGCUGGACACCCGCCACAGGGGUCCUUAUUACACACGUUCAUUUUUUAUCCGAUCAACCUGUGCACUUUUGAUAUUUUGAUACUAUAUUUGCUUCCUCAGUUUCUCUCCUAGAGACGGUCUCAGAUGCCGUGGUCUGUGCUUGUGGUCCUGUAGCUGUCGGUUGUAGCUCUGCCGUGUUGAUCUGGCAUCAGCACAAGGCAGGGCUGUCUCCGUAGUGUGUAGCUCUAGACUGGAGAUGAGGCUUUGGCCCAGCGAGGAGCUCGGCUAAGUAUAUCCGUGCUGUGGUUCAGCAGCCUUUUAGAUUAUACGGCAUUAUGGUUCAUGUUUGAAAUUACAGAUUUUAAAUGCCAUGUUCAUUAAGAAAUCCAGGGUAUUCCAAUUCUGGGGUUUUUCAUAUUGUAUUAUUAUUAUUCUUAGGAAUAGUUCAAUGUAACAAGAAGAAAACUUGACCUUUGUUCUGGUUAAAAUAGUAACAGGCACUUGAAAAAAAAGUUAAAUUAUUGAAUAAGUAGUAUUACCUACAAAUUCCAGAAUUUUCUGGGUUUUAGGACAUUGUGAAGCAUGACUGAUUAACAGAAUUUUAUACAACUGUACCAGUGAAAUUCCAAAUUGGAAUUGUUCUGUUAUUCUGGUUGUUGUGCCAAAUUAUGGUGCACUUAGAAAAUUCUACAGUUGUCGAUUUUUAGGGUGUUCUAUUUCAACGCCUUUUUGUUAGUAAUCAUUGCCAGUAGUGCCUUCAUCAGUUAAGGGAGGUGUCCCAGCAAAGUUACUUCUCCAGAGUGGGUAGUAAAGAGCUCGUUGGGAAUGCUGAAGGCCAGUGUGGACCAACAGGUGGCAGAGGUACUCUCCUCACACCUGGACCUGGGCAUCUUCGUUGAGGGAAAGAAAACAGUAAUUGUGCAAAAUUCUGUUAGUCAGUGAUUCUUUACUUGCAAAUUCAGGGGCUUAGAAAACAAAAACAAACACAAAACCUUGAGUGUGCUUUGGGAACCAAAUGGACUUACUAGGACAAGCUAAGCAAGCUGUACGAACACCACGUUUGUGAAGAGAACAGUGAGGAGCCGAGGGCACCAGAGCUGGCUCGGCUGGGGGACAAGGGUUAGCCAUAGUAUUCUUUGCAAAUGUGAAAACAAGGUAUUAUAUCUUCUCUUGCUUGGUGUAACUAAUCACUGUUAAUUUCAGGAAACAGAACUCAUUAAAGAUCCUUAGCAAACCAGGUCUGCAUCCUGUGCUGUUUGCUGAGUGAGGUUCACGGGUGUGGUCAGAUUGGUACUUGUGGAGGAAGAAAAACUGUCCUCCAUCCUCCAAAAUAAAGGGGACAAAUUAUAAUAAUAUAAAUUACAAGAAAUGAAGAAUUCUGUUUCCUGGAAUGAGCAUUUCUUAUUCCUAUUUGUUGGGACUCCUGUUUUUACCUUCUGUUACAGUGUUGAUUCAUAAAAAAUAUUGUUACAUUUGAGAUAACUUCAUCUGUAUGGGGUAUUUAUUUGCAUUGUCUACGUACUGUAUUUUUCCUGUGCAUUACCUUAGUGUCAGAAUGUUGGUCUUUAUUUUAAAAGUCAUAUGCAUGUUCUCCUGCCAAGGAACCUUUACACAGCCCCAAACAAAAAAACUAAUAAUAAGCAAAUGCCUUCAGUUUCUGAGAAAAUGAGGCAGAGCAUGGAAAAGGAAUAGGAAAGAAAAAUAAUUGAGACUCAAGACACAAGACGUGGCAUGAAUGUCUGCAAGGCCAACUCGCAUAGGAACAGUGGGCCUGGGUAAAGAGUCUCUUUGGUAGGACCAAUAAAUAAAGAGUAAUAAAAAUCAAAGCACA